Molecule: messenger RNA, 2892 nt
Organism: Larimichthys crocea (large yellow croaker)
Lineage: Eukaryota; Metazoa; Chordata; Actinopteri; Sciaenidae
Product: proteinase-activated receptor 3
Exons: 2
Coding region: 364-1467 (367 amino acids)
Biological process (GO): blood coagulation; phospholipase C-activating G protein-coupled receptor signaling pathway; positive regulation of Rho protein signal transduction
Cellular component (GO): plasma membrane
Molecular function (GO): thrombin-activated receptor activity
Source: RefSeq, a predicted model, not a curated record
UUAAAGUACCAAUAACCUUUGUCAAAGACACAAACAGAAAGUAUCGUUCACUCUUAUCAACUUUGAAUCUGAUCUGAUCAAAAACACAAAGCUGGGAGGUAGUGUUACAUAUCACUGUCUGUGCUGUGCAUGUUAAAACACAAACCACAGGCAGUCGCCCACAUUCCUGCUAAAUAAGAAAAGAUGUCAUGGUGUUUUUGGGGAGGUGUUUGUGACUUGAGCACUCCCACAGAGCAGCAGCAGCAGCAGCAGCAGCAAUCAGAGGCGACACUGAGGGAUAAUAUAACGUGAGGCUGGGUGCAUUACAGCACCAGAGAGGAGUGAGAUUUACUCGUGACGCUUGAGUUUGACUGCUGCCCAACGAUGAGGAAACUUCUCUUUAGCCUCUUAUUUCUUCUUUGUGUGGGUGAUACACUUCAGACAGCAGAAUGGAAAACAAACAACUCCGAUGUCUUUCCUAUGCCCAGAACUUUUAAUGGGGAUUUCUUCUUGCCUGUCCAAAAUGGGACACAAGCUCCCAGUUCACCUCGUUCCCCUCCAGCACUGAAGCUGAAGAGCAGCAGCACGGCAGCGUACCUCCGCGGCACCCUGAGCACUCGGUUCAUCCCCGUUAUUUAUAUACUGGCGGCUGUUUUCGGGAUCCCGUCCAACGUUUCCAUCUUGUCCAUGCUGGCCACUAAAAUCAGGAAGGUGUCCACUGCCAUCCUCUACUGCAGCCUGGCUGUCUCCGACCUCUUCCUCCUCCUCUCCCUCCUCUUCAAGGCUCACUACCAUCUCCAUGGAAACCACUGGGUGCUCGGCGAGGCUGCCUGCCGACUGGUCACGGCCUGUUUCUAUGGCAACCUCUACUGCUCGGCCCUGACGCUGGCCUGCAUCAGCAUCAAGCGCUACCUGGCUGUGGCGCACCCGUUCAUGUACAGAAGACUCCCCAAGAGGAUGUACACCGCCUGGGUCACCGUGGCUGUGUGGGGGAUGUUUGUCGCCGCAGUGGUGCCCGAGCUCAUCGUCCAGCAGACCUUCUGGGUCAGUGACUUGGAUCGCAUCACCUGCCAUGACGUAUUGCCUCUGGAUGAUAACUCCCAUACCUUCCUUCUCUACUACAACCUGUUUCUAACUCUGUUCGGCCUCCUGGUGCCGCUGGUGGUCACGGUCGGGUGUUACAUCGGAAUCAUCCAUGAGCUGAAGCAGUCACACCACGACUGGACGAUGUACAUCAAGGCCAGCUCGCUGGUGUUCGUCAUCUUCCUGGUGUGUUUCACUCCCGCCGGAUUGCUGCACUUCAUCCAUUACGUGCAGCUGUUCACAGACGGAACAGAGACCUCGUACAUGUACUUUAAAGUGGCAGUGUGCCUGUGCUGCAUCCACGCCUGCCUGGACCCUUUACUGUUUCUCGUCAUGUCCAAGUCUGCAGGCUCCAGGACUUACUUUAGACCCUUUCAGAGUAAGAGCAUGAGCAUAUCAGUUUAAAAGAAAGAAAUCUAAAAGAGAGAAUUGUCUCUGUGGCUGGAAUCCAAAGAGAAAGCAAAAGCAUAGAUGGUGAAUAUGUAUAUUUGUCUAUGUACAAGAUGAAAGGAAAGUAUAUGUGUGUAAAUAGUUUCAUUCUGCAGAGUUUGGAGGGGAUUAACGCAUCAUUUUAAAGAAGUCGUCUAUGCUUGACAUUUAAAUAAUCUAAAACAAGUACUUUUCUGUUCCCUGUGUUCACAGAUGGAGCUAUGAUGUCUGAUAAACUUAACUAUGUUGAAGCUAUUUUGUGUUUAAUGUAUACUUGGAAGUUUCAUAUUGUCCUAAAGGUAUAAUUUCUAUAACCUAGAUCCUAGUUUUUCCACAUAUAUUCAAGUAUUUCUGAAUCUAGUUUGUCUAACCGUCAUAAUACGUUUGCUCACUGAGGUGGCAUUUCCUGCCCGGCCUGUGACAGGAUGUAUGAUAACACAUCAGACACUGAACAAGCAGUGAAUGUACACAAACGUUACCGACGCUGUAUCUGCACACCGCUCCAGGCUGAACUCAAACCCCAUCUCACAUCCAGUUUAAACAGUUAAGAGACAUAUUAUCCUGAAUAGUUUUUAUUCUAACUCACAGGAUUUUUGGUUUUAUAUUAUCACACAGGUGUAGUGGAAAGGAGAUUCUUCUUCAUCUCUUUGAAAUCUGGAUUUAUUUUUAAAUCAAAGAGGGGAAAGAACCACCUCUGUAUUCACCACGUCACUCCUGCACCAAUGUGGCAAUGUGGUUCAGACUGAAAUAUCCCAACAAGUAUUAGAUGGAUUACCAUUAAACUUUUUCUCUUGGUCCAACAUUUGUGAUUUUUCAAUAACUAUGCGAUGGUUUAGUACAAACAUCCAUGUUGGCAGGUUUAUUAGCAUAUUAGAAUAUUGUCUGGUUCUGUUGUUUUGAGUAGAACCGGUUUGAAAGUGUGGGAAAGACACAGUGAAACAAACCACAGAGAUCUGGGCUUGAGCCCAAGUGUGUGUCGGCGUAUUGCAACAGCUCAGAGUGGUUACCAAGCUGUCGAACUACGACUGGCUUUGGUGCAAAACGUUUCAAAGAACAGAGCCCCCGAGUACCUCAGAGGUCAUCUCUGUGGAGACAUGUUGUUUUAGGUUCGGUGAUGUCAGGAAUACCUUUGCACAGUAAAAUAAUACGUAACCGUGUGUGUGUUGUGUGUAAAAAUUACUUCCUUUUGUUUUUUUGUUUUUUUUGCGUACCAAGAAAAUACAUAUUAACGUUCUGUAGUCAAUAUAUGCACUGAUACUUUUUAAUGUGAACAAAUACUUCUGUUUUCCAGUGUUCAGUCAGUCUGUACUAAUCUGUAUUUGUAUAGUACAAGCUUUUCCUCUACUGUGUACAUUUUUGUAUGUUAUAAAAACAUGAAUAUAAAGAAACAUGUAAGUCGUG